UGGAUGUACUCGUGGAGACGCCAGGCCAAGAGACACAGACAUCUGACUGACUGAAUUAGAGACCAUCACAUGGGGCACUCACACUGACAUCGAGCGAUCGACGUCCAAUAGACAAAUUUAAACACAUGCAUAUGUGUGACGUCUUGGGUCCACUGAUUGACUGACUGACUGUUUGUCUCUUCUCUCUUCGCUCGACCGAUUCAUCCGUCUGGCCAUCCGGCUGUCGGUCACACCCCACCAUGCCGCAAGGGUGGAGGCAAAGGCGGCAAGGGCCUCUCGUUCGACGAGAAGAAGCGCAGACUCACCGACGCCAUGCACAAGAGCAAGUCAUUCUUCACCAUGAAGGAACUCGAGAAGCUCGGUAAGUGAUCACACGCCGCUGCCUAUGGUUGAUUGUGUCUCACUCUGUCUGUGUGCAGCUACUGGUGUCGGGAUUGUGCUUCAGUCGGUCAAGGACGUGGUGAAUGAGCUCGUGGGAGACGGCAUCAUACUCACAGACAAAGUUGGCGCAUCCAACAUCUACUGGUCAGCCAACUCCAUCCAUCAGGCGAAACGCGUGCAUGCAUGUGUCCGUUGUUUGUGUGUCUGUGUGUGGGCUGGUCGCGCAGGGCGUUGCCAUCUGAGCAGAAGAAGGCUCAGGAAAGGCUGCUCACCUCGUUGCGGUGAGGCGGGCGACCUUCGUGUCUCUGUGCAUGAGUGUGUGUCAUCGAGUUGUUGUGUGUCAGUGAGGAGGAGGCUCGUCUGCGUGAUGAGCUCGAGUCGAUGUCGGUCAAGCUGGACGAGGCCCGCAAGAGUGCCGGUGACGCGACAUACAAGGCCAACCUCGACAAAAUGCUCACACUGCAACAGGAGACGGAGGUCACUCACACGCACAAGAGAGAAAGACAAGGAGAGACAUGGUGUUGUGCUGUGUGGCAGGAGUUGGACAAGUCGCUGGCUGCGUUCCGUUCCAACGACCCCCGUGCCAUCCAGCAGAAGCGACAGGAAAUCGACAUGGCCAAACAUGCGGCAGAGAGAUGGUCAGACAUGCACUGAUUUGUCGAGCGACAGGCACGAGCUCCCUAUCUCUCUGUGCGUCCUGUGUGUGUGUGUGGGUAGGACCGACAACAUCAUCACGGCCCGUCGAUGGAUGUCCCGUGAGCAGGGCGCGCCGCUGGAGGAAAUCAACAGGCACUUCGAAAUCCCACCAGAGCUUGACGAAGAAUGAACAAACGAACAAAGAAAUACACGCAUCUGUGACUGGCGGAGAGACACAGAAUGUCUGCGUGCGUACGUCUGGUGUGUG
Molecule: messenger RNA, 1285 nt
Organism: Vitrella brassicaformis
Lineage: Eukaryota; Vitrellaceae
Source: the annotation of a GenBank genome assembly